This is a messenger RNA of Scomber japonicus (chub mackerel), 7426 nucleotides long. RefSeq names its product SUN domain containing ossification factor (gene suco). The coding region runs from base 227 to 4759 and encodes 1510 amino acids. The record is from RefSeq and is a predicted model, not a curated record. The transcript has 24 exons. Gene Ontology annotation, biological process: protein folding in endoplasmic reticulum; regulation of bone remodeling. Gene Ontology annotation, cellular component: cytoplasm; membrane. NCBI's taxonomy places the organism in Eukaryota, Metazoa, Chordata, Actinopteri, Scombriformes, Scombridae.
CAGCAGUAGCAACAAGAGCUGGAAAAAGAGGCGGACAACUGGACCGCACAAUGAUAAUUAGCACACCUCCAGUGUAGGAUUUAGCCACAGAGGACAGUUGUUAGUGAACUUGUAACUAACACAGGCCCUCAGCCGACUAAAACAACCUGUCUUCGGUGUAUUGUGAAGCCGUGAGAGAUCAGAAAAAACCCCAAAGAGCGAGGAUGUUGGUCCCCGCGGGAAGAUAAUGAAGAGGCUGCGCGUUUUGUUGGUGUGCCUCAUUGUAGCUCUCCUGUGCUGGUACCCCAGUCAACAUGUGUUUUGUUCAGAGCAGAGCUUGUCUGGUCCAGGUCAGUCUGCCGGAGACAAAAACCCUGACGGCCACAAGCCAGAUCUGGAGCAGGACACUACACAAUUCAAGGUGGUGGAAGAAUGGAUGACACACUCAUCCUACGAUAUGGGACUAGAGACAGAGAGAGCAGCACAAGAGAAGCUAGCAACACACAAUGAACACCAAGAACAGACUGUGAAUUCAUGGGAAGCUGAGGUGGAGGAGACGAAGCCCAACCCAGAGUCUGAUAAUGUACCUGUUGCUCCUGAGCCACAACCCUCCCCAGACCUCCAGGUUGAUUUGGACCUGCAGACUGACACCCAUGACCAGGACCAUGACCAUGACCAGGAAGCACUGGUUUCCUCCACUCCAGAACCAGUUCCAGCACAGGGCCAAGUGUCCACAGAUGCCCCAGCCCCAGCAGAAGUCCUUAGUGAUACACCUGCUGCACCUGCUCCCAGCCCGGACUCAAACCCAGCCACAUCCCCAGAUGAAGCUGAAAACACACCUACCUCACAGAGUGCCAGCCUGACCCACACAGGUGCAGUGCGGGUUGCCAGUGCAGGAGAUGAACUCCCAGUAGACAGCUUUAUCUUUGCUGAGCACUCUCACUCACAGUGCGGGAUCAUUCCCCCCGAACUGGCAACCUGUGAAAACUCCCCUUUUGGCAGCCCUCUCCACAGUGUGGAUGAGGCUGGCAUAGAGGACCAGCAGUCAGACCAGAGCCAGAGUUCUGGUCCUGAAGCAGAGGUCCAGUCCACUUCUGUCCAUGUGGACAAGGAACAACAACAACAACAACAACAAUUACAGCAGCAGCAGAAGGAGCUGGAUGGUGGGCUUUCUGAUGUGGACACCUCCCACCAGCGAGAACAGAAGCCAGGGGACGCCAGUACCGCCGUGGAGACUGAUCCCUCAGUGCCCAGCAAAGAGGACAUCCCUACCUUUGAUGAGUGGAAGAAACAAGUCAUGGAGGUGGAGAAGGAGAAAAGUCAGUCUCUCCAUACCUCAACCAACGGCAGCCCCCAUCCGGUGAAGAAGGUCCAGAAAAACUUCAAGAAUAAUUAUGCCUCUGUGGAGUGUGGUGCCAAGAUACUGUCUGCCAACAAUGAGGCCAAGAGCACUUCAGCUAUUCUCAUGGAGAAUAUGGAUCUUUAUAUGCUGAAUCCUUGCAGCAACAAAAUAUGGUUUGUGAUAGAGCUCUGUGAGCCUAUUCAAGUCAAGCAGCUGGACAUCGCUAACUUUGAACUCUUCUCAUCUACACCUAAAGACUUUUUAGUUUCCAUCAGUGACAGAUAUCCUACCAACAAAUGGGUAAAGCUGGGUACGUUCCACGCCCGCGAUGAGCGCAUUGUUCAGAGCUUCCCACUGGACGAGCAGCUUUAUGCUAAAUAUGUGAAGAUGUUCAUCAAGUACAUAAAGGUUGAGCUCCUCUCGCACUUUGGAUCAGAGCACUUCUGUCCCCUCAGUCUCAUCAGGGUGUUUGGUACCAGCAUGGUGGAGGAAUAUGAGGAGAUAGCAGAUUCCCAGUACCCAUCUGAGAGACUGGAGUACUUGGAUGAAGACUAUGACUAUCCUCCUGGCUACCAACCAUCAGAGGACAAGGCCUCUAAAAACCUGCUUGGCUCAGCAACCAAUGCCAUCUUAAACAUGGUUAACAACAUUGCUGCUAAUGUGCUGGGAGGCAAAUCAGAGGGCGGAGCAGACGCAGGAGGUAUUCUUAUCACAUCCUGUUUCACCUUUCAUGUUCACAACUUCCUCUUUUUAAAUGACCAUUUUGAUGAUUUUUCCGGAAAAUCCUCUCCUGUCAUUCUAAUGUGGAAAAGACAGAAGUCUGACACAGAAAUGAUGACAAAUGCAAAUAUGACAGCUGUCUCCAAAGCUCAGUUUUUCUUUGUUUCUAGCUGUUUGUGUAAGAAGACCAGCUGUAAAGCUUGUAUAUGUAAUAUAACAGCAGAUGUCCAGGUUGAGAAGGAGGGGAGCACAGAAGUCACACCUAAAGAAACUCCUCACAGCUCCACAGUAUCGGAACCUGCAGAGCCAGAACCUACGUCCCAGGAAGACUCUAAUAUUUCCAGGGACACUCCUGCACCCUCCCCCUCAGCACCUGAGCCAGAGGACAGACAGAUUGUCACUCUGGUAGAGGAGGAGGAGGAUGAAGAGCCCAGACAGUCGACUGUCACCCUGAUGGAGGAGGAUGGAGAGGAGGAGGAAGAGAAGAGAGAGGAGGAGACAAGGAGGGAGGCAGACAGGAACCAGUGGGACAGCCAGGCAUACUGUCCUUUCUCCUCCUUCUCUUCUCUGUCUUUGUCCUGCAUGGCCACCCUGCCUGAGCUUCUUCAUCGCUGGUGCUCCGCCAGGCUGGCCAAAGAGAGACUCCGCAGCCUUAGGCGGAGACAGCUGAGCUCGCAAACACAGACACCCCCUGUUGCAAACACCCCCGCCCUCACACACACACCUCCACAGAUCCCUGUCCCUGUUCCCACACCUCUACAAGAAUCCCUCCCCCUCACAGAAAAAGCUCCAGAUCCUGAGGUGCCUCUUAAGGGCCAAAGUGAGGCUAAACUUGUGGAUGAGGCGCACACCGCACACACACAUUUCACACCUGACGCACACACUCAAGAGCUCAACAUCCUACUAGAGCCUAGUAGAACUUCCACAAUCCCCCCUCACAGUUUCUCAGACUCCCACAGUUCCCUAACACGCCCUACCCCCACCCAUGAGGAGAAGCUGUUACCUCCUAUUAAAGACGCAGCCCUGGACCCUCUCCUCACUCCACUCCCUCAAGCCAUCUCUGUCCCAGAGACACAGCAGGCCAGUAGUGCCACACCCACCCUUACUGUCGGCUUUCCCUCACAGUCUCUAACCUCUGAGCCAGCCUCUCCAGGUGUUGUGCUUCCCCCUGUCAAGGAGCAGCCUGUUCAGCCUCUUCCCACUGUGUCGAGACCUGAAGACCUUAUCCCCCCUCCCACCGAGCUGCCAGCAGCUCUCCCUCUGACUGACGCUCACACAGACACAGUUAAAUCAGGCGCAGACAGCGGGGACUCACAGAGACACACUGUCGUGGCUUCUCAGACUCAGGGGGAGCAGGGGGACUCACUCACUCUGACUGGAGAGCCCCAUCGCAUGGAGGACACGGUGGACGAAGACCUGUUAAGCACUAAUGGGAAUGGGCACAUCCACCGAACAGCUACAGACUUCUAUGCAGAGCUGCAGAAUGGGGGAGAUUAUAAUGGUGGGGCAAUGAACGGGAACAGCGUGUUAUUGAAUGGUGGAGCAGUGCACGGCUCCAGCCAGAAGGAGAGUGUGUUCAUGAGGCUGAACAACAGGAUCAAAGCUCUGGAGAUGAACAUGAGCCUGUCCAGCAGAUACCUGGAGGAGCUCAGCCAGAGAUACCGUAAACAGAUGGAGGAGAUGCAAAGAGCAUUCAAUAAGACCAUCAUCAAACUGCAGAACACCUCCCGCAUUGCUGAGGAGCAGGACCAGAAGCAGACCGACUCCAUCCAGGUUCUGCAGAGCCAGCUGGAGAACGUCACUAAACUGAUGCUCAAUCUCACUGUUACAGUGGGCCAGCUGCAGAGAGAGGUAUCUGACCGUCAGAGCUACCUGGUGGUCUCGCUGGUUCUGUGUCUCUCUCUCGGCCUCAUGCUGUGUCUGCAGUGCUGCCGCAGUUCCUCUCCCAACCCCACCACCAACUCCACUGCCCUUCCCAAGAGCCACCACUACCCCAGCCCCAAGAGAUGCUUCUCUUCCUAUGAUGAUAUGAGCCUAAAGCGCAGGGUGACCUGUCCGCUUGUUCGCUCCAAGUCGUUCCACCUGUCCUCUACAGAAGUAGGUCCAGAUGACUUGUACAUUGUAGAACCUCUAAGGUUUUCUCCAGAGAAAAAGAAAAAGCGCUGCAAAACAAAAUCAUUGGACAAGGUUGAGACUGUGAAGGCAUCUGAUCCAUCUGCUCCGCUGACCAACGGGGGAAUCAAGUGCAACGGCUUCCACCCAUGCCUCCCUGCCCUACCCUCACCCCCUCCUCCUCCUCCUCCACCCCCUCCUCCUCCUACACCACCCCCGCUGCCUCUCCCUCCAUCUGUAGAGGAGGUGCCAUCGUUGCCCACGUGCACCUCCAAGGAGCUUCCCUCAGAGACCAGCAGCUGCAGCUCAUCCACCCACUCUGAGGAGUCCUAUACAAGCCGCCUCCCCCCUCCCUCUCCCAUCUUCCCCUCCGCCGGCCUGUGCAACGGCCACGCCCUGGCGUUCCCCCUCCAGCAGCCUCCCGUCAAGUCCCGUCAGGAGAAGCGCUCUGUGAAGCGGCGUAAGUCGCGGCAGACGGAGCUGCAAUUCCCCCACAUGCCAGGAGGGAGCGUUGCUUCUCUGCCCAGUCUGCAGCAGCUUAUGAAGGGAAACAAGGAGAUAAGUGUCGGGACCAUCGGGGUGACAGCCGUCACCGGACAUGUCUGAGUUCUCACACAUAUCAGUGUGUUCACUCUUUAAGAAGUUCACUUCUACACGACUUUCUUUACACAACCAUUCACACACACUAUAUGGUAGCAGACCCUAUUUGCGUAGUGAGGAGAUGAGGUUACUGCAUCCCAAAGAACCACAUUUCCCAUGAGCACCCAGGCGCACCGUGGAACUGAAGUAGCUAUGGCAGCAGUAGCUCAGUCCUUAUCCACUCCUGUCAAAGACCUGUUUACGGUUAUGUGCCUUUAUAUCUGUUCUAGACCUUUUAAUGCUAAAAAGAAACAUGAAAUUGAAAAGAAUUGUUGAUGUUGUUGUGUGUGGACAGAGGGAGACCCUGUGGUGGGGAGUGAAACAUUAAUACAAAUCAAAUCCAUGUUUUUUCUACUGGAUAAGCACAUUGUCCCAUGACAGUUGAGCACCAGUAAGCUUUUGUUCCCCCACUCUGAGCACAGUUAGGAGAGGUGCUGGCCUCAAAUCUACGUUCCUUCACUUUCAAGGGCAUCAAGAAGUAUUAGGCUGCUCUUUUGGAUGAAAUGUGUCAUAAUGAGAGAAUUGUGGAGCAUGACAAACUACUUCUCAUCUCUUUUAUUUCUGUCUUCCAUUGCCAUCAAUUUCAUCCAUUCUGUCUGGUAUUGCAUCCUAAUAUGACUGCUGGGACCAGAGCGUUUCACGUACACACCAUGUACACUUUCUCUAUUUCUCUCCCUCUGUCUCAGUCCGUGUACUCCAAACCAAUCGUCAGAGCUGAAUGAAGAAAAUCAUUUUUGCAUGAAGUGAAACUGUCUGAAUGUGUUAGUCCUUUCAGUUUAGAGUUCCACUAAACCUCCUGUUAUAAAUACAACAGCAGCAGCCUUGAGAUCCUGAGACAGCUGUUACUCAGCUUGGGCUGGGCCCAAAAACGCAUGUACAUACACACACACACACUCGCCAUUUGAAGAGAAAUUGUGCUGUUUAUUGUAGAUAUUGUAACAAUUCAAUAUAACACAGAUUUUAACAGGAUAGAGGCAAGCCAUAGAUUUUGAGAAUAUGUUGAGAGUAUCAUGUAGGAGCACAUUAGAUAGCAAAGCUGAAUGUUUACACUCAUCACACACUCACACUCACUCACACACCCUACUGGGACCCUGCAGUAGAGUCUGAAAGACCAGUUUUAUUUAUCUAUUUAUUUAUUUAAAUGUCGAAAGAAUUUUCUAACCUAGGCACUGGCUUCCCAGGCUCCUAACCCUGCAGUAUCACAGUAGUGUAUUAAUGUUACAUAGAAGUAUUGCAGUAAAGACACUCAACGGUACUGACAUAUGUCACAUUUGUUUAUGUAUAGCUUAUAAUAUAUCUAAUAGAAGUAUGGCAUGUCCUACAGCAGCAUAUACUGUACAUCCAUCAAGAUAACUGAGUAUUGAUACAGAUUUAUUAGGAUCUUCAAACUGCUGCUGUUGUGUAUGUUCAGAGCUGCUGGGUGUUUGGAAGAAGUGAAAGUUGAAAGUGAAAGUGUUUUUAUUGUCCUCUCUUCUGUCUUCUGUGUGCUUGUUUCAGCAUUUUCAUUUUCUGGCUAACUGACUGAUUUUAAGUCACCCUGUUAAUGAGUUCAUGACUGAAAUCCAGUUUAAUAUUAAAAUGCUGUCAGGACUAUCAGAUGUGAAAAAGGGUUAUACUUUGUUUUUAGAUAAUAAAAUCCAACGUUUGUUUUUCUUAGUGUCUGAAAUUUCUGACUGGCUCUGUGUGGUUGGACUUGGAUACAUUUUCACAGAGACGGAGAAAUCUCUUCUAACUCAUCUCUCUCUCUCGUUCUUUCGUCAACUCUUCUGACCAGCUUCUACAGCCUUUACAUUUUCCUCAUCCACUAGAAGGGGGAGGGGUCACCUCCGACCCUCCACCAUUGCACGACUUUCUCUGUGACUGUGAAGAACAAUUUUUUUUAAUAUGCCUGCUUUUAUUAACCACUCUACGUUCUCACCCAGAGCUCAAAAUGCUCCGUCAGUCUCUACACGCCUGCUUUACUGACCUUUUCCGUGCAUCCUCACUCUCAUUGUGUGCCCACUCAGUCUUUUAUUCACUUGUCAUUGCUCUUUGACUGUGUGUGCGUUUACCCCCCCCCACGCUGAAUGAUAGUCGUGGUUUGUGAGGAGAGGGAUGUGAAUUGUUGAAUAAAGGGAACGCAGCAAAGAUGGGUAUGAUUUGGAACACUAUUCAUGUGAUUCUUUAUGUUCCACAAGCUGAGCAAAUCAUGAGGUUUUUUGUUUUACCCUAUUUUGAAUGUGUAUGAUGUUAUGUGUGUGUAUGUGUGUGUGUAUGCGCGUGCGUGUGUGUUAACCUGUAUUCAUGUGAGGAUUUAUUGUGUUGAUCUCAUGUAUGUGUACGUCUGUGUUAUGAGAAAGACUACUCUGACUCUACUUAUCCCGUAACACAGCGACUAGGGAGAACGCCCUCGGAGAGAAAUUCUAGGAGCUUGGUGUGCACUUUGUAUGACUCCUCAUGCCUUUUUUUUUUUUUGUUUUUCUACCUUCUAUGUCAAGUGCUAUCUUUUAUUUUUUUUCUCUCCCUCUCUCCCUCUCUUUCUCUCUGUGAAUACUCUGAAGAGCUGCACAGUAUUUUUGAGCAGGAGUGAGUUACUACAAAAACUGUAGUGCCAUUAGAAACUGUGAAUUUCUAAAUAAAACCUUUUUUGUCGUC